Molecule: messenger RNA, 1395 nt
Organism: Toxorhynchites rutilus septentrionalis
Lineage: Eukaryota; Metazoa; Arthropoda; Insecta; Diptera; Culicidae
Exons: 2
Coding region: 1-1395 (464 amino acids)
Source: RefSeq, a predicted model, not a curated record
AUGUCUUCGUUUUUUUCUUUGCGGUUCUGCGAGAAGUUACGUACUCUGUUGGGUGGUGCUACGAUACCGACGAAAAGAGAAAUGCUUCGACUGGUCAUGAGUGUCUACGACCCCUUGGGGCUGGUAGCGUCAUUCGCCAUCCACGGAAAAAUUCUCAUCCAAGAAGUUUGGCGAACUGACACGGAUUGGGACACCGAGAUUCCUGUGGAGAUAGCUACACGCUGGUUUGAAUGGUUAGCGGUGUUGAAAAACAUAACCGGAUUGCGUAUUUCGCGGUGUUACUUCCCAGGAUACAAUCCAGAAGGCAUGAAAAAUCUUGAGCUGCAUGUGUUCGUGGAUGCGAGCGCUCAGGCUUAUGCGGCGGUAGCUUAUUUCCGCAUUAUAGAUCGAGGACAGAUCAGGGUUAUACAAAACGAAGGUCGCGCCACUCCGAGGACUAUUGAUUCCACGAUUAGAGCUGAUAGCAGCUUUGAUUGGAUUUGCUCGUGGAUUAAGUCGGACACCCGACGAUAUCGCCAGUUCGUCGCGUUCAGGGUCGACGAAAUAUUAAGUCUAACGAACAUCAAUGAAUGGCAUUGGGUUCCGACGAAGGUCUACGUUGCAGAUGAAGCUACCAAAUGGGGAAAGGGCCCGUCUUGCAAGGUAGAUAGCCGUUGGUUCCAGGGACCUGAAUUUCAUAAACAAACAGAUUGGACGAUGGUCCCGGAGAACGGUACGGAUGAAAGUCACAAGGAGUUACGGGAGGUAUAUAUGUGCAGUCAUUACAUUAGAAAAUCGGUCAUAGAUCCUGAACGAUUUUCACGAUUCGAAAGAAUGGUACGAUCUGUGGCGUAUGUUCAUCACUUCGUUGACCUCCUGCGAAGUUCCAAGGGUAGUGAAAGUAUGGGUACUGUGGGGAAAACUAGUGCGGAAAUCCAAAGGGCGGAGAAUACUCUGUGGUUGAUUGCACAGUCUGAAGCGUUCCCGGAUGAAGUUGCGGUCUUAAGACAGAAUUUCGGACGGAAUGAUACUGGUCAGAAACAAUUAGAAGUUUCUAGCAAUCUAGCGAAACAACCACCUUUCGUUGACGAGCACGGUGUGUUGCGGGUAGGCAGUAGAGUUGCAGAUGCAACGGUAUUGGCCUACGAUACGAAGUUUCCGAUCAUCUUGCCCAGGAAUCAUCGAAUUACGGACCUGCUGUUAGACUUCUAUCAUCGAAAGUACGGCCAUGCCAACGAUGAGACCAUCGUCAACGAGGUGCGUCAGAAAUUUCACGUCUCACAACUACGAGUGAAAGUACGCCUGACCAGAAAACGCUACAUGUGGUGCCGCGUGUACAAAACAAUGCCCGCCGCUCCUAAAAUGGGACUGCUUCCUGCGAUACGGUUGGAGCCGUGUGUGCGCCCAUUCACCUAG